This is a messenger RNA of Eleginops maclovinus (Patagonian blennie), 1788 nucleotides long. RefSeq lists its product as uncharacterized. Lineage: Eukaryota; Metazoa; Chordata; Actinopteri; Perciformes; Eleginopidae. The record is from RefSeq and is a predicted model, not a curated record. The transcript is spliced from 2 exons. The coding region runs from base 97 to 1788 and encodes 563 amino acids.
UAUGCAGACAAAGACAAGUAUGUGUCACAAGAUGACAUUCACUUCAUUCAGUUCCUGAGUGACAACAUAACUCAAAGGAAAGAUGGACACUAUGAAAUGCCCCUCCCUUUCAAGAGCACAGAGCCUCCUCUGCUACCAGAUAAUAAGAAGCUGGCUACAGUUCGACUGCAGCACCUAAAGAAAAGACUGAAAAUUAACCAGCGGUAUAAAGAACAGUACAAGGCCUUCAUGGCAGAUAUGAUAAAGAAAGGCGACGCAGAGCCAGCCUCUCCUGCAACAGGACAGCAGACUACGUGGUACAUACCACACCAUGGGGUGUUCCACCCCAAGAAGCCAGAGAAGCUAAGGGUCGUCUUCGACUGUUCAGCAAAGUUCCGUGGUGUCUCACUAAAUGAUACACUGUUAACAGGUCCUGACCUGAUCAACUCUCUCCUUGGAGUGCUCUGUCGUUUCAGGAAAGAGGCUGUAGCCAUCAUAUGCGACAUCGAGAAAAUGUUCCACCAGUUUUACGUUUCUCCUGAACUACGGAACUACUUACGGUUUCUCUGGUGGGAGGAUGGAGACCUCGAAGCAGAGCCUCAAGAGUAUCAAAUGGCUGUCCACCUAUUUGGCGCCGCUUCGUCACCUGGAUGUGCCAACUUCGGUUUGAAGUACUUGGCACGCCAACACAAGGAAGAGUACCCAUCAGCAUCAGCCUUUGUUGAAAAGAACUUCUACGUCGAUGAUGGGCUCAUCAGCGUCCCCUCCGUAGAGGAAGCAAAGAAGUUGAUCGCUGAAGCACGAGAGUUGUGCAAGAGAGGAGGCCUACGUCUACACAAGUUCAACUCAAAUGAAAGGUCAGUCCUGGACUCUGUGGACCCAACUGAGAGAGCAGUCACAUCUGAACCACUCAAUCUGGACCUAACUGCAGCUCCAGCAGAACGUGCUCUCGGUAUCCAGUGGUCCCUUGAACAUGACACUUUCAGCUUCAAUGUGAACCCACAGACCAGGCCCUCCACACGUCGCGGCAUCCUAUCCGUCAUUGCUUCUUUGUACGAUCCAGUUGGAUUCGUGGCUCCGUUUAUCCUAACCGGAAAGUGCAUCCUCCAGGAGCUGUGCCGUCGAGGCAUUGAAUGGGAUGACCCACUUCCCGAAGACUUAAGUCCACGGUGGGAGAGAUGGAAGAGCGACCUACAAAGGCUGAAGGAAGUCUCAAUACCGAGAUGCUACCAACCACAAGGCUUCCACAAAACUGUCAUGAGGGAACUACACCACUUCUCAGAUGCCAGCAAUGUAGGAUAUGGCUCGUGUUCCUAUCUGAGAAGCAAGAAUGAAGAUGGUGAAGUUCACUGCAGCCUCGUGAUGGCAAAGGCUAGAGUUGCACCUACAAAACUCACAAGCAUUCCAAGAUUGGAACUUUCAGCAGCAGUGGUCGCUGUAAGAUCGAGUGUCAUGCUGAGAAACGAACUUGAAAUGCCGAUCCAUGCUGAAUUUUUCUGGACCGACUCCCAAGUUGUCCUGGCUUAUAUCAACAAUGAAGCAAGAAGGUUUCAUGUCUUCGUUGCCAAUCGUGUGCAAAUGAUCAGAGAACACACCAGCCCCAGCCAGUGGCACUACAUAGAUACAACAGAAAACCCGGCUGACCAUGCGUCGAGAGGGCUCAAUGCAGUAGACAUCUCCUCAACAAACUGGCUACCGGGACCCAAGUUCCUGUGGGAACAGGAAAUACAUCCAGAGUCUCACCUCACUCCAGAGUUGCUUGUUGGUGAUCCUGAGAAGGAGGAGCACUUCGUGUCGGUGGUAGACUAG